Molecule: messenger RNA, 1601 nt
Organism: Saprolegnia parasitica CBS 223.65
Lineage: Eukaryota; Oomycota; Saprolegniomycetes; Saprolegniales; Saprolegniaceae
Exons: 4
Coding region: 48-1505 (485 amino acids)
Cellular component (GO): extrinsic component of mitochondrial inner membrane
Source: RefSeq, a predicted model, not a curated record
GAAGAGUCGCGUGCCACAGAUCCCCAUCGCAGCCAUUUUGGAGGAGGAUGCAGCCCGAGCUCGCCCUCGAUCAGCGCGGCGACGGGAUGUACAGCGGUUCGUUUCGGUGGACCGAACACAAACAAUUUCCAGCCUUGCCACGGCGCAGUGGAGCCGCCGCGCCAACAGCCCCAUUGGCCAUCGGCUGGCAAGGCUAUUUGGGGCAGUGCCAUGCGACCAGUUUGCUGCCCUGGGCGACGAACGACCCGUCCUUCUUGGAUGCGCUCUCGUUCCCAAUGACGUUGGUGUACAUGACCAAGCUCCUCAACGCCGAGGCAGCUUGGCCACCGGGGCGUACUGUCACCAUCCUUGUCGUUGGCGCGACAGUCAAAGCCGAGCAGCGCAUUUGGAACCACACCAACUAUUGGGCGGAGAUUUCGGCCUUCUACCCAGACCGCGCCUUUGACGUCUGGUUCAUCGGGCCCGAAGUCUCGAUGAGCGUUCAUGGCGGCACCGCCAAGAGCCGGGUAACUGCCCAUGCCUAUCGUGGGACAACAGGCAGCUUCCUCGCAAGCCACGACGUCGACGUCGCGACGACCGUCGUCAUCGGGUAUAACACGGGCUUUGGCAACUUUGUCGAGUCGGGCCGCUACGAUUUGCUCUGGAGCUGGCUUCCCGACCUCUACGCGAUCGUCGCGUCCGGCCUCCUAUCUAUCUUUGCGUGCGCCAACGACUAUGCAGAUAUGAACGGCGAGUUUGCCGUGCAUACGCGCGUGCUCGGCUCGAACAUGGCCUACUUGCCGCGCGACAACCCGUUCUCGGCGGCGUCGCAUUUGCACGAAGACGGCAAGCGCGAGUCGGCGUGGAGUCGCGCCAACAGCUUCGUGUACGCGAUCCAAGGCGGCGACCGGACGCGGCAGCAAACGCUCGAUCUUGGCGAUUUGAAGCGCCUCUCAGCACUCCUCGACGCCGAGGCCGGCGAUACCCACCUCAUUGACCGCGUCGGACGGCACUGCUUUCGGGGGAUGGUCUUGUCCAAGGAGCAAGCGGCCCGCUGCAAGCUUCUGCAACAGAAAAAGCCGCCACCGGUGGACCGUAUUGAAGCUGCUGACGUCAACAAGGACGAUACGGACAAGCGAAUUGUCGAUGACAACUCUGACGCAAACCAGAACCAGACACGGCACCAGAACAAGGUAGAGACGCUCGAACCUGUGCCCCCAAUGGAGGAGGUAAUCGAGCGGAUGGUCGAGACAACAACACCGAUGCCUUGUGAAGCCAUGCCGCAGUACGAGCUGAUCUCGACCAUGGACAAUGCAAAGAUGACGCUCACGAUCCACACGCCGGCUCUUGCAUCGGUGAGAGACAUGGCGCUGGACGUCUCGAGCGACAUGCUGCAGUUUGUUGUCCCCGGCGUCUACCGCCUGCAAGUCGCGCUGCCGUGGGCCGUCGACAAUGCGACGACACGUCCCACCUUCUCCAAGAAGGCACGCCGCCUCGUCAUUGCGCUCGCCAGUCCGACAGCGUAGCCCACCUGUUUGUAUCGGAGUUUUACCGACGAUGGUUUGUAUAUACCAUUCUUGUUUGUGCGCCUGCGCUGUGUACGAUCCGAGACCAGUCUAUCC